CUCCCGCAAUGCCAAACAUCACUUCGCCCAGGCGGCCAUGCGAUCUCCCAAAUCCCGAGUCGACCUCUUCCUUCUGGCACCGUGAGCCUGAUUCCGUGCUGGUUGGCCAUCGCACAACCCGUGAUCUGCCUGAGACGGCCGAUGUGGCAAUCAUCGGAAGUGGGAUGACCGGAACGAGCACUGCCUACAGUCUGCUCAAUGGCAACGACAAGCCUUUGAAAGUAGUUAUGCUGGAGGCGAGAGAGGCGUGCUGGGGAGCUACCGGCCGAAAUGGUGGUCAUUGUCAGCCACUGCUAUUCACGCAUCCUGAUGAGCCUGAGAUUGGGCAUUUCGAACUUGCCAACUUCCACACCUUGCAUGCUCUAAUCCGGGAGAAAAACAUUGACUGCGAGUUCAAUGUUCAACCCGGAGUGCAAGCCAUCUACUCGGACUACCACCUAGCUAGGGUGACGGAAGCACUCAAGACUGUGCAAGAAAAGUCGCCAGAACUCGCAGAAAGGAUGAAGCUCGUCACGGAUCCCAAAGAGCUGGCAGCUCUCCGCGUCCACUCUGCAAUCGGAGCUGUCGUUACUGACAUCGCCGCGAGAAUGUGGCCAUACAAAUUCGUGGCACACAUCCUCUCGGAACUCCUCACGACUCCGCUCCCUGCCGGCCAGAGCUUCAACCUGCAAACUCUCACACCCGUGACAGCCGUCAGCCCUUCUCACUCCCAAGGAGUCCACAUCGCAACAGCCCGCGGAACACUCCUGGCGAAGAAAGUCAUCCUCGCAACGAAUGGCUACACAUCGCACCUCCUCCCCGCAUUUGCAGACUUGAUCGUCCCAUGUCGAGGACAAAUGUCUGCUCUUCAUCCUCCGCCUUCACUGGCAACGGAAGACAACCGUCUGAAGACUUCUGUCGGAUUGCUAGGCGAUGGUGUAGACGACUAUCUCAUCCAACGACCUAUCGAGCGUGGUGGAGAACUGAUGUUCGGCGGUGCAAGGCAUGAAGGGAAGCAGACGAUGGGUGUGACAGACGACAGUGUCGUGGAUGAAUGGUCGUCCAAGUACCUGCGGCAAAAACUGGUCGACUUUCUCGCCAUUCCCAAGGGAGAAGUCGGUAAGGAAGGACUGGAAGCGAGCCAUAUCUGGACGGGCAUUAUGGGUUACUCUCGCGAUGAUAAGCCCUGGGUUGGACGUGUGCCGGGUGAUGGCAAUGCGCUGUUCAUGGCGGCAGGAUUUACUGGGCAUGGUAUGCCGAACACUUGGCUUUGUGGAAAAGCUGUCGCGAGAAUGGUCAUGGAGGACGAUGGGAAGGAUGAAGAGGGAUUGAGAAGUCUGGUGGAGAGGGAGGUUGGCUUGCCGAAGAGCUAUUGGGCUUCGCAGGAGAGGGUCGAGAGGUCGGUGAGGGAGUUCAAGGACGUUGCAAUUUCUGAUUGGGAGGACGCAACGAGAGGACUGUGAUAUAACUACUGCUGGCCAGCAUAUAUGAACCUGACUUGCUACAGUGAGAUUCCUCCUCUGGAAUUGAUACGCAAGACAUUGAC
Zymoseptoria tritici IPO323 is the source of this 1525-nucleotide messenger RNA. RefSeq lists its product as uncharacterized. NCBI's taxonomy places the organism in Eukaryota, Fungi, Ascomycota, Dothideomycetes, Mycosphaerellales, Mycosphaerellaceae. Gene Ontology annotation, cellular component: cytoplasm. Gene Ontology annotation, molecular function: oxidoreductase activity. The coding region runs from base 9 to 1442 and encodes 477 amino acids. The record is from RefSeq and is a predicted model, not a curated record. The transcript has 2 exons.